ACCUCGCGUGGCCAACGGCUCAGCUCGGAACGGAACCCCGGAUCACUGAACCGCUGCCCGAGCCUCAGAGCCUCGAUCCCCCCACUCCGAGGAGCGAAACCCGGGUCCGACGAGCUCAGACAACCGCCCGCGAUCCGCCACACUCUCCCCCCGGGCCUGCUGUGCAUCUGAUCGCGGCGGUGGGGCGUGCUUUGCCGGGGGCUCGCUGGCUGGGUUUGGUCGGGGAGGCAGCAGGGGGAAGCACGGAGCUGGUCCCGCAUGAUGAUGGAGCUGGAGUCGGCCAGUAGCCGAGGCGAGCCGGGGGCAGCGGGGGACUCGCUACAGCCGCCGACCCCGAGCCGGCACGAGAAGAGCCUGGGUCUGCUCACCACCAAGUUCGUGACGCUGCUCCAGGAGGCGAAGGACGGGGUGCUGGACCUGAAGGCGGCUGCAGACACCCUGGCAGUACGGCAGAAACGACGCAUUUACGAUAUCACUAAUGUGCUGGAGGGGAUAGGACUCAUAGAGAAGAAGUCCAAGAACAGCAUCCAAUGGAAGGGUGUGGGUCCGGGCUGUAACACCAGGGAGAUCGCCGAUAAGCUGAUUGAUCUGAAGGCAGAGUUGGACGAUCUGGCUCUCAGGGAAAACGAGCUGGACCAGCAGAGAGUCUGGGUCCAGCAGAGCAUCAAGAACGUCACAGAUGACUCCAACAAUAGUCCUAUGGCAUAUAUCAAACAUGAAGACCUCUGUGGAUCCUUUAAAGGCGACACACUUCUAGCGAUUCGUGCUCCCAUCGGCACACAACUAGAAGUGCCCAUACCAGAAGCUGUCCUCAAUGGGCAGAGGAAAUACCAGAUCCGUCUCAAGAGUUCAUCUGGUCCUAUCGAGGUUUUGCUGGUCAAUAAGGACCCGUCAAGUGCCUCUCCUGUUGUUCUGCCUGUCCCUCCUCCAGAUGACAUCCUUCAGAGCCUCCCAGCACCAGCACCUACCUCCCAGUCGGCCACUGCUGCCUCCCAGGUCCCUAAAUCAGCUACAGUCCCUUAUACAAAACCAGGUCUUGCCACAGACUCAGUGACAGAAGUGACGAGCACGACGCCACUCAGCCCGACAACAGGUCCGGUCACUCAGCAGCUUCAGUCGUCUGCCUCGUUGGAUGGAUCUGCAUCCUCCUCUGUCUCUGCAGGGUUUGAACCAAUAAAGUCGGAUCCAUCUGAAUUAAUGGAUUUCCCCAAAGACCUCUCAGAAAUGUUUGAUCCAACAAGAGAGAUCCUGAGCGGAGAUUUACUGGAUGACUUGAUGUCAUCAGAGGUGUUCUCGCCGCUCCUCCGUCUGUCGCCUCCGCCCAGCGACCACGACUACAUAUACAACCUGGACGAGACAGAAGGCCUGUGCGACCUCUUCGACGUGCCCAUUCUCAACCUCUGACCCCUGAGAUUGCUGUCAGAGUGGGCAACCGUUGCCCUUACAUGCUGAUCUACCUUCAAUCCCCCCCUCACUGACAUUGAAGGUAAGAGGCGGUGCAGGGAAGCCAACGAGAUCUGAUGAGCCUUCAAGGACACGUCUGUGCUGCAGGGUGAGCUCGAGCUGAGCUUCAUCAGACAGGAGCUCGAUGUACAGCCUCAUGAAGAAAUACAGAUGAGAACAAAACGUUUUAUUCACUGCUUUUUCCAAGGAAACAGAGUCACAACAAAUGACAAAUAAUUAUAUUUUUGGAUUCUUGUGUAUUAUAAAUCCUAAUGUUUGUUUAUUAGCUUUCUCGUGAGCGAAUGUGUGUAAGCUUCCUUUACAUGCGGUUGGUUGUGAGUCUGUGUGCCUGCUUGUUGUUUUGUACUGAGUCAAACAUUUCCAGGUAAAAAAACAAAAAAAAAGAGAGAACCUAUCGGAGCAUUGCCUUUAUCACCUGGCAGCUGCUCUCACGUGGCUGAAACGAGUCUAAACACAGCUGGUGAAAUAUGCACUGUCCUCAUGUACAUAGAGAAUAUAUAUUUUGUAAAACCAGCACACAAGAUUAUUGUAAUAUUAUGAAUGACACAGGCAGAGCGACAGGUGCCAGACGCAGAAGAUCAUACUGUACGUAAGAAGUGCUUUGUUUUAAAUGGUGCUGGUCUUUGGCCCUGUUCAAAUCUGGUCUUAGAAACUGUCCCAACAAAUCUGUCUGUGUGUUGGUGGCGAGCAGCAGAAGUCAAAUUUCACCAAAGUUGAACUCCACGUUUUAAUCCCCACCUCGGUCGCACAUAUUGAUAUAUUGGCAUAUAUGUGACCCGGCCCUUAGGAGAGACUGGAUGAAUGAAUGUCUGCAGCUAUGUAGAAAGAUUUGACCCAUUCAAGAAAUUUUGUGGUGAUCAGUGUUGAAGAUGUGGAGGUGGAUACAAGCAAAUCCCAUCUUAGCAUUCAGAAGCAUAAAAAUAACUCGUUAUGAAGCUGUGGCAGGUCAGAGGCAGCAGGGAGGCUGUCCCUCAUAUGUGGCACAGGACACAUCGGAAUUCAAGCAUUAAAAGAAUGUGGCCAACCUCCGAGUGUUAGUUUGAGUGAUCGGAUCUGGAGACACCUCACUCAGGACUGAUGGUAACACUGGCCUGUCUGGGCGGGGCUUUGAUUACCAGUGACAAAGUGCAAAGAAGGAGAAUCUUUGAUACUAUUGAAGCCAAUUAUCUUUAUAACGUAACAAGCCACGGACCAAAAAUAAAUUGCAGGGCUUGGGGGCGGGGGGGUUGGGGUUUAAAAUAUUACCAUUUUUCCAUUCAAACAUUUUUUUUAAGGUCAUCAAGAUCUCGUUAUGACUUUAUGAUCAUGUUCUUUAACUGGUCCGAUAUCGGCCCUUCUACACAUAGAGGUUGAUUAUGAAAAAUAUAAAAGUUAGCAUGCUGUCAGUUUCAUUUUGCAUCAGCACUGUUACUAUCAAACCCUUUCAGAUUUUUCAUUGGCUCAGAUUUAUAUGUAACUGGUGUUCGUCACAGGACUACACACAUUUUUUUCUUCCCCUUUCCCAAAGGCGUUUUGUGGCGUUUGUCUUUCAACUAUAAUGUAUGUAUAUGUUUACCAUUGUACUCAGUUCGUCUGUAUGUAAAAUGACAUGUAUGUAUUUUUACUGAGUCAUUAAAAACGAUCCAGUUCUUUUGUAUAUUUGGCACAACUCCCUCUCUCAAGGGUUUUCUUUUUUUCCCAUUGUGUGCUGUUUCAUGCUUAUUGCUUUAAAUCUCUUUGUUUCUAUUCGCUCUGUGCAGAGGACUGCUGAGGAGUUCUAACGAGUCAAACUAUACAAUAUCCAGAUAAUUAUUCUUUGUACGGUGCUUUCUCCUGUCAAAUCCCUUUGUGUAAUAAUAUCCUAUUUUUUGCUCCAGGAUGACGUGUGUGUAUGUACAGUAUGUACUGUGUAUAUCCUUCUCUACUGCUUGUAUAGAAUAGCGUUUAUUUUUUAUACCUGCUAGAUAUAUUAUCGUUGCUACUAAUUGGGGGCUACACCUAAAAAGUUGUAAGGGAUUUAUCUACAAGAAAUCUGCUUCACGGAGGCCUCCUGUCUCAUCGUUGCACUUUACAUCACUGUGGAUCGACUGGUUGCAGCUCAUCCUCCCAGCAGCCGGUCAGCGUGUGCGGGCAGUGCUGUGAGCAGCCGGGGAGUUCAGCAGUCCUGGGUGGGAUGGAUUAGGUCCCUGUUGUGGCACAUGAGACUCAAACCUACGGACUGUUCUUUUUUUAAACAGGCUCACUAUUGUUAAGAUGUAAUUGCAUCAAAUGAUACAGAAUAAACUCUUUGGUAAUCUUUA
Messenger RNA from Platichthys flesus (European flounder), 3743 nucleotides. It is a transcript of the gene e2f4, whose product is annotated as E2F transcription factor 4. Gene Ontology annotation, cellular component: RNA polymerase II transcription regulator complex. Gene Ontology annotation, molecular function: DNA-binding transcription factor activity, RNA polymerase II-specific; RNA polymerase II cis-regulatory region sequence-specific DNA binding; protein dimerization activity. The record is from RefSeq and is a predicted model, not a curated record. Lineage: Eukaryota; Metazoa; Chordata; Actinopteri; Pleuronectiformes; Pleuronectidae. The transcript is spliced from 11 exons. Bases 259 to 1404 code for a protein of 381 amino acids. Gene Ontology annotation, biological process: regulation of transcription by RNA polymerase II.